Rotaria sp. Silwood2 is the source of this 354-nucleotide messenger RNA. NCBI's taxonomy places the organism in Eukaryota, Metazoa, Rotifera, Eurotatoria, Philodinida, Philodinidae. The record is from the annotation of a GenBank genome assembly.
AUGUCAACAUCUAAGCAGUCAUCUAUUUUUGCAAAAGAAAUUGAUUGGAAAUUAACACAUAAUAUUCUUCGUGUUAAAGAUUCAAGUGAACUAAUAAAAUUUUAUGUGAAUAAUUUUGGAAUGAAAAGAGUCAAAAUCUAUACACCAUCGCUCCCAUAUAAUGUUGAUGUUUUAGGAUAUACACACAUUUUUGAUGAAAAUUUUAACAAAGCUUCAUAUGCAUUGCCUUCGUCGACAUUACUUGAAUUGCAUCACAACGAUCCAUCAAUGAAUACUCCAUCACUUGUCAAUAGUGGCCCAUCAAAAAUUUAUUGGAAGCUUGGUAUAACAUUAUAUGAUGCUAAUUAUGUGUGA